AAAUUUCCGUUUUUAUUUAACCCAAUUAGGUAAUUUGCCUUCCAGAACGGUUGCUAACAGUAUAGCACCUUUUGUCUGAUAUUAUCAGCUACUUGGUUCCCUCCUAAAUAAAAAACAGCUAAAUACUUGUGACCAAUAGUACACUUUAUGUAUUAGUAAGUAGCUAUUGCUUUCCAAACGGUUGUUGCAAUGGUACAGUGUAUUGGAAGUGUGAGAGCGUACGCUAUUUAAUUUAUGCAAUAUAUUCAAGAGGUUGAAACUAAGACAAGCCCUCAAUGCAUGACCACGACAAAGAGAGUUUUUUUUGUUUUAAAUUAAGCGUUACGUUCGUUAUUUUUAUGCUACUGGUUGGAACAGUUGAUUGCCUUGUUGUAGACUUGCGAUUCAUUCUUAAUUGAACAUUUGGUCAUUCAACAACUAGAUCGUGAAAAGAGAGUUUAGGCUAACAGUUGUAUUAUCAAUACUGCAGAUUGCCGAUUAGUUUCGUGAGCAUACAAAAGAUAUGCUGUAGUUAUAAAACCGUUUAUGAACAAUCGGAUACGUUGUCGUAAAUUGUAAAUAAAAAAGCUUGCAGUGCGACAUCAUUUUGUUAUGUAAUAAAUAGGUUAUAUACAUCGUGCAUAGAGUACACGAGCACAAGUUGGCCGUUUCUGCAUGAUUUCAAGGUUGGAUACUUUUAACCUUAUUGACUUUUGUCACAACUAUGGCGUUGGUGCUGCGAAAUAUUUAUCAAACAUUCAAUUACUUUUUCACCGAAUACAAAGAUCCUCGAAUCGAAAAUUAUCCCUUGUUAGGAUCACCAUGGCCAAUCGUAAUGAUAAUAAUAUUAUACCUAAAGUUCGUCAAUGAUUGGGGUCGCCGAUUGAUGAAAUAUCAGACUCCAUAUGAUCUCACUAUAGUUAUGAAUAUAUACAAUCUGAUACAGAUAUUUUUGAACCUUUACAUUGGCAUCGUAGGUGGUUUAAAUUCUUAUUUUGAUCCUGACUAUAGCUGGAGCUGUGAAACGAUCAAUCAAAAAGACAACCCAGUGAGGCGUAAACUUAUAUUCAUCACGUAUCUUUAUUUCAUUUCAAAAAUUAUCGACCUUCUAGAUACGGUAUUUUUCAUAUUGCGGAAAAAGUAUAAUCAAAUUACUUUUCUUCAUACGUAUCAUCAUGCUGGAAUGGUAGCUGCUACGUAUAUUUUUACAAAAUUUUUAGCAGGAAGUCACGCAACACUUCUAGGACUUAUAAAUAGUUUUGUGCAUGUCAUCAUGUAUUUUUACUAUUUCCUUACAUCGUUUAAGCCUGAAUUGAAAAAAUCAAUUUGGUGGAAACGGCAUAUAACGCAAGUCCAGCUGAUCCAGUUUACUAUUCUUAUGCUACAUUUUGGAGUUCCUUUGGUAGGAGGAUAUUGUGAUUUCCCAAAAACUCUCCUGUUCAUUGGUUUUACACAAAAUAUGUUCAUGUUCACAUUGUUUGCCGAUUUUUACAUCAAGACAUACAUUAAAAAGAAGUAACAUAGGUUAAAAAAUAAAAUAACCAUAUUCUAAAAUAA
Anopheles gambiae (African malaria mosquito) is the source of this 1536-nucleotide messenger RNA. Its product is annotated as elongation of very long chain fatty acids protein 4. Gene Ontology annotation, biological process: fatty acid elongation, polyunsaturated fatty acid; sphingolipid biosynthetic process; fatty acid elongation, monounsaturated fatty acid. Bases 704 to 1498 code for a protein of 264 amino acids. Gene Ontology annotation, molecular function: fatty acid elongase activity. The transcript is spliced from 5 exons. NCBI's taxonomy places the organism in Eukaryota, Metazoa, Arthropoda, Insecta, Diptera, Culicidae. The record is from RefSeq and is a predicted model, not a curated record. Gene Ontology annotation, cellular component: endoplasmic reticulum membrane.